AUGUUGUCAAUAUCACCUAAUUCUAUAGCUCGAAGCUCGUUGGAGGAAAUGCUUGAUUCCCUCCGCCAAAGGGACGAAAACGAGAAGCCAAAGGACAUCCCACCGGCACUCCCUGCACGGCCCAAGCCCACCUCGCGGGCCCGACUUCCAUCCGCCAAGCGGCCAUUGCCCACGAGUUUAGGAGUUGGGGAUUUUGGGCCGGGCUUUAAGGCAUCUUUAAACGCUAAUUUGAAGGAUGGCUCGAAAGGGACUGUUCGGAACAGUUUCGGGGCUAAAAAGGUGAAGGGGGUUGAACCAAGGGAGUCGCCAUAUCUUAAUUCGGUAUCGGAAAAGAAAGUAGACGAGGAAAAGUUGGUUGGAAAAGACGAAGUGAAGCUUGCUUGCUCGACAAAUGGGUGUUUCCCUAAGUUUAGGGAGUCUGAGUGGGAUGACAAUCUCGGAUAUUUCAUUAAUAAGAGACUUCGUGUAUGGUGUCGGCAAAAUAACGGCCCAUGGGAAUCGGGGCAGAUACAAUCAACUUCAGGGCAGAAGGCUUCUGUUUUGCUGUCGGGUGGAAAUGUCGUGACAGUUCCCAAACAGAAUCUCCUACCUGCAAAUCCGGACAUUCUUGAAGGGGUAGAUGAUCUUAUAGAACUAAGUUACUUGAACGAGCCUUCAGUUCUUCACAAUCUUCAGUAUAGAUAUUCAAAAGACAUAUUAUAUAGUAAAGCAGGCCCUGUUUUAGUAGCAGUCAAUCCUUUCAAAGACGUGUCGCUAUAUGGAAGUGACUUUAUUACAGCUUAUAGACAGAAUCUUCUGGACAGCCCACAUGUGUAUGCUGUUGCUGACAAAGCUUACAAUGAUAUGAUGACUGAUGAAAUAAACCAGUCCAUUAUCAUAAGUGGGGAGAGUGGUGCUGGGAAGACUGAAACAGCUAAGAUUGCCAUGCAAUAUUUGGCUGCACUUGGCGGAGGUGGUGGAGGAAUAGAAUCUGAGGUCCUCCAAACGAGCUGUGUUCUAGAAGCCUUUGGUAAUGCUAAAACAGCCAGGAAUGAUAACUCCAGCCGAUUUGGAAAGCUGAUCGAAAUCCACUUUAGCGCUACUGGAAAAAUAUGUGGUGCUAAAAUACAGACUUGUAAGCAUGCUUGUAUUUGCCAAUCGAGAGUUGUUCAGUUGGCCCAAGGAGAGAGAUCAUACCACAUUUUUUAUCAGCUUUGCGCUGGGGCGUCUUCUGAUCUCCGAGGUCUGUUGAAGUUGAAAAGGGCUUCUGACUACAGUUAUCUAAAUCAAAGUGAUUGCUUGGAAAUCCAUGAAGUUGAUGAUGCUCACAAGUUUCAUAUGCUUAUGGAAGCCUUAAAUACCAUCAGAAUCAGCAAAGACGAUCAAGAGCAUGCCUUUGAGAUGCUUGCUGCAGUUUUGUGGCUGGGAAAUAUACAAUUUCGUGUUGUUGAUAAUGAAAACCACGUGGAGGUCAUUGAUGAUGAAGCUGUUAUCAAUGCUGCUGGCUUGCUCGGCUGUGCUACUCAUGACUUAAUGCUUGCCCUAUCAACUCAUAGCAUUCAAGCUGGAAAAGAUAAGGUUGCCAAACGGCUCACUCUACAGCAGGCAAUUGAUACAAGAGACUCGUUAGCUAAGUUCAUGUAUGCGAGCUUGUUCGACUGGCUGGUAGAACAUGUCAAUUACUCACUUGCGAUUGGAAAACAGCACACUGGAAGAUCCAUAAGCAUACUAGACAUUUACGGUUUUGAAUCUUUCAAGAAAAACAGCUUCGAACAGUUCUGCAUAAAUUAUGCUAAUGAGAGACUCCAGCAACAUUUUAACCGACAUCUGUUCAAACUUCAGCAAGAGGAGUACGAAUUAGAUGGAAUUGAUUGGACAAAAAUAGAGUUUGAAGACAACCAAGACUGCUUGGAUCUCUUUGAGAAGAAACCUCUUGGGCUGAUAUCUUUAUUGGAUGAAGAAUCACAUUUCCCCAAGGCUACAGAUUUAACCUUUGCAAGUAAACUUAGGCAGCAUUUGGACUCGAAUAAAUGCUUCAAAGGAGAAAGAGGUGGAGCAUUCAGCAUUCGCCAUUAUGCUGGAGAGGUUCUUUACGACACAAAGGAAUUCUUGGAGAAGAACAGAGAUCCACUGCAUACUGAAAUAAUUCAACUCCUAUCUUCAUGUACAAGCCAUUUGUCACAAUUGUUUGCUUCCAUGCUUAGAGAGUCCCAGGCACUGGCAAGCCCAUCGAUCAAGUUAGGAUUUUUAUCUCGUCAGAAACAAAGUGUUGCUACAAAAUUCAAGGGCCAACUGUUUAAAUUAAUGCAGCAGCUCGAAAGCACAACCCCACAUUUCAUUCGUUGUAUAAAACCGAACGGUAAGCAAAUUCCCGGUGCCUUUGACGAAGGUCUUGUGUUAGAACAGCUUAGAUGCUGUGGAGUACUCGAGGUCGUGAGGAUAUCGAGAUCUGGGUACCCUACUCGGAUGACUCAUCAAGAAUUCACAAAACGGUAUGGAUUUUUAGUUCCUGAAGAAAUUGCAUGUCAAGAUCCAUUAAGCACAUCGGUUAUCAUUCUGCAGCAGUUUGGUAUCCUCCCUGAGAUGUAUCAAGUCGGUUAUAAAAAAUUAUACUUCCGAGCAGGACAAAUCGCUGCUCUGGAAAAUGUGAGAAAACAAGUUCUACAAGGUACUCUUGAGGUGCAAAAGUGCUAUCGUGGUCAUCGUGCUCGUCGAUAUUUUAACGAACUCAAGGGAGGAGUGGUAACAUUACAAUCAUAUAUCCGUGGGGAAAUCGCAAGAAAGGACUAUGAUUUCUUGCUUCGGUUGAAAAACGAGGUUGCUUGCAAGAAGCUAGAUGAGCAGCUAAUGGCAGUUGUGCAAAUACAAUCUGUAAUUCGCGGAUGCUUGAUAAGAAGGCAUUUUAGCAAACUUCGUAGCAGACAGCCGCAUGUUACUAAAUGGAAACCCGGCAGACGAAUAUCUGAAAUCAAGGACUUGCCGCCAGAACUGUUGCCUUCGGUUGUUGAAGAGCUUCAAAAACGGGUAACAAUGGCUGAGAUGACAAUCGCACGAAAGGAAAAAGAAAAUGCGGCCCUAAGAGAGCAAGUACAACAAUACGAUGCACGGUGGUCUGAAUAUGAAUCGAAGAUGAAAUCCAUGGAGGCCACGUGGCAAAAGCAGAUGCAAUCUUUACAAUUGAGUUUAGCUGCAGCGAAAAAAAGUCUCGGCUCGGACAAUACUAACGCUCGACCAGAAAAGAUUAGUGGGGCCCAAACACCUUAUUAUGAUUCAGAAGAUGCAUAUUUAGGACCUCAAACUCCAAUUGCUACAAACGAAGCUCGAUUCUUGAACAACAAUGAUAUCGAGGCUGCUGAAAGUGGAGAAACUAAUAAUGUUGUCUUAAAUCCAGUCAGCCCUCUCGCCAGAGAGUUUGAAAGCAAAACACAUAAUUUCAACAGUGAAGCCCACACAAUUGUUGAUAUCAAGACAGGAAAUAAUAAUAAUAUGGCUUCGGGGAAUCUUGUAGAGGAACUGAGAAGACUUAAACACAAUUUCGAGACGUGGAAAAGAGAUUUCAAGGCUCGGUUAAGGGAAGCAAAGGCGAAGCUGCACAGGCUCGGGCAUGCUGAUGGGGAGAAACAUAUUCGCAGGAAAUGGAACAGUAUUGUUGCCUCACAAAAGCGGUUUGGUUUGUGCUAG
Messenger RNA from Striga hermonthica, 3660 nucleotides. NCBI's taxonomy places the organism in Eukaryota, Viridiplantae, Streptophyta, Magnoliopsida, Lamiales, Orobanchaceae. The record is from the annotation of a GenBank genome assembly.